CCCGGAGGUGGCGGGAUGCAUUCGCUCUUCAAGAAACGAAACAAGGGGAAAUACAGCCCUACCGUCCAGAAGAAGAGCAUUUCCAGCAAGGAACUGUCGGAGCUGAUCGAGAAGCUACAGAAAAAUGCCGACCAGGUGGAGAGGAACAUUGUGGAAGCAGACACCAAAAUGCAAAACGAUCUACACAAACUUAAGGCCGGCCAGCCUGCCAGGUUUCAGGACUACACGUCAGACAAGCUGAUACAAUCCGACAAGCUCCUCUAUGUCCUGGACGGAGACGCGGCUGUCGCGCGGCACAUGAAACACCCGCAGGGGGAAAUGAUCUCGGAGGACAUCCGGCAGCUGAAGGAGAGGGUGUCCAACCUGCGCAUGAAACACGACCAGAUCUACAACUUCACCCCGCAGGAGAUCGAACCGCAGGUCGACUGGUCCGCUGUGAUCGAGGAGAAGCAGGAGAAACUGCAGAGCCAGGGCUUUGAGACCGACUUGCCGUCUGUCAACGGGCAGGUGGAAGAGCACAACAUCUUCCACAACGAGGUGAUGGCUGUUGGACCGCACAUCAGCAAGGAGGGAGACAAGGAAUACAUGAGCGGGCUGCAGAUGAAAUAUCAGAAAUUACUGUCAGCAUCUCAGCAGAGGCAACAGGAUUUGAAUUCGCUGCAGGAUUACAUGCAGCGCUGCACCAACAAGCUCUACUGGCUCGACCAGCAGGCGAAGGACCGGAUGCAGUACGACUGGAGCGAUCGCAACCUCGACUACCCCAGCCGGCGCCGUCAGUACGAGAAUUUCAUCAAUCGGAAGUUAGAAGAGAAAGAAGAUGCCAUCAAUAAGCUUCACAAAGACGGGGAUAAUCUGCUGGCUCAAAACCACCCUGGGAAGAUCCCCAUUGAGGCUCACGUGGAGGCGGUCCACGCCGACUGGAAGGAGUAUCUCAACCUGCUCAUCUGUGAGGAGAGCCACCUCAAGUUUAUGGAGGACUACCAUCAGUUUCAGAAAGAUGCGAAAGAUGCCCAGGACCUGCUCAGGAAAGUGGACACAGACCUGGACCAGAAGUACAGCCCAGAUUUCAAGGACAGAUUCCAAAUCGAAUCUUUGCUACGGGAACUGGAGGACCAAGAGAAGGCCUUGGAUAAGUACGAAGAUGUGGUGAAGUCCCUGCAGAGACGCAGCCAGCAGGUGCUCCCGCUGAAGUAUCGCCGGGAGACGCCCCUCAAGCCCAUUCCGGUGGAAGCUCUCUGCGACUACGAAAACGAGCAGUGCCAGAUCGCUCGCGGAGCCACCUACAUGCUGCAGAAGAACAACGGUGACCUCUGGGAGGUGGCGGACAGCGCAGGAACCAUCAUCACCGCCCCCGGCGUCUGCUUUAUGAUCCCCCCUACAGAUCCGGAAUCGCUGGCCGUCACCGACAACAUCUCCGGACAGUAUCAGAGCGUGAAGCAGAAGACGGCCGGCACCAAGACCCUUCUGCAGCAGCGGCACGACAACAUGAAGGCGGACAGCAUCGGAGACGCAGUGUCCAUACAGGGGCGGCAGCUGCUGGCGGGGCUGGAGAAAGUGAACAGCGAGUUAGACAAACAGGAGAAGGCCAUCACGGCAAACCUGCGUCCUCCGCUGGAGCAGAGCCGGGCCGUGCAAGACAGCGCCGAGCGUUCCAAGGAGCUGAAGAACAUCACCAAUGAGCUCCGGCGCAUCGAGCCCGAGAAAGCGCGCAAGAUCAAGGAGUGCGAAGCCUUCACCGGUUCGGUCCCUGACACGGGCAGCGCCACCUUGCUCAAGAACCGGGCGGAGGAGACCAACAACAAGUACAACCACGUGGUCCAGCUGCUGAGCGCCGCUCAGGAAAAAGUUGACGUGGCCAAUCGCCUUGAGAAGAGCCUGCAACAGGGGAGAGACCUGCUUUCCGGCUAUGAGAACAAGCUGGCAAUCGAGGAUACCAUCCCGGAAGACGUCCGGGCCCUGGACCGCAAAGACGAGGAGCUGCAGAUGCUGGGCUCGGAGCUGCAGUCCCACCAGCCCUUGCUGAACGAGGCGGAGCAAGACUUGCAGAGGGCCAAGAAGUGCUCCAGCGCCCUGGCCAACCGGUUCCAGGAGCACUGCCCGGACAUCGAGCGCCAGGAGGCCGAGCUUCACAAGCUCAACCAGAGGUUCGGCAACCUCAGCAAGCAGAUCGACCACAGGUCUCAGACCCUCCAGAAAGCCAAAUCAGCCUAUUUCGACUACCGCGCCGGCUACGACAACCUGAGCCGUUUCCUUUGCAACGUGCCCAACUAUGAGCCGCAAGAAACCGACACCGUGGCCAAUGUGGAAAGCAAGCUGAAGAGCCAAAGGGCCCUGCUGGGAGAAAUUGCAAGCCGAGAGCAAGAAAUCUAUCGGGUCUCCACGGACGCUCAGCGCUACCAGCAGGCAGUGAAGGACUACGAGCUCGAAGCGGAGAAACUGAGAUCCAUCCUGGACCUGGAAAACGGCCGCAACGGGUUCAUGAGCAAGAGACCCAGGCUCCAGUCUCCUGCUGCAAAAGUGAAAGAGGAGGAAGCUCACCUGGCUGCCAAGUAUACGGAAGUGAAUGCUGUCAACAGACAGAGGUUACAAAACUUGGAGUUUGCCCAGAGCCUCCUGAGACAGCAGCCAGAUGUCCACAUGACGCAGGAGUCGGUCAAGACCAGCCACUCUGAGAGGCCACUGGAGGAAAUCUGGAAGCUGAAGAAGGAGCUGGAUGACGAGAGCCAGCGGCGGCAGCAGCUAGAGGCGGAGAUCAAGGCCAUCCAGCAGAACAUCGUCCUGCUGCAGAACCAGAAGCCGCAGGAGUCGGUAGUCAGGAAGGAGGUGGUGAAAAAGGUGCCCGACCCGCAGCUGGACGAGAGCUUCCACAAGAUGCAGCAGAGCCUGGCCGAGGAGCAGCGGCACAACCAGGCACUGCAGGACGAGGUGGAGGGCUUGAAGCUCAAGCUGCGGGUCCUGGAGCGCGAGAGGAAAGAAGGCGGGCAGGAGUACGUGGUCAAAGAGGUCCUGAGGAUCGAGCCCGACAAGGCACAGGCGGAGGAGAUCCUGAGGCUGAAGGAGGAGCUGGAGGAGCUCAGGCGGCAGGAAGGGUCCCGGGAGAGCGAGACAGCCGCCCUGCGCAGGCAGGUGGCCGCUCUGUCCGAGGAGAAGAAUGUGGAGCAGGAGAAGGUGACUGAGAAGGAAGUAGUGAAGCUGCAGAACGAUCCCCAGCUGGAGACGGAGUACCAGCUGCUGCAGGAGAGCAAGCAGAGGGAGAGCGCCCUGAGGCAGCGCCAGGAGGAAGAGCUCCGCUCCCUGCAGGAGAAGCUGAAGCGGCUGGAGAAGGAGCGGGCCAUGGCUGAGGGCAAGAUCACCGUCAAGGAGGUGCUCAAGGUGGAGAAGGACCUGGCAACGGAGAGGGAGGUGAACGAGCUGCGGCGCCUAUACGAGGAGGAGAAGGCCAAGGGGCGCUCCAACGAGCGGGAGAAGGCUGAGCUGCUCCGCAAGAUCCAGGCCUUGGAAGAGGAGAAUGCCAAGGUGAUCGUCCAGGAGAAGGUGCGGGAGAUCGUGCGGCCGGACCCCCAGGCGGAGAACGAGGUGGCCAACCUCCGCCUGCAGCUGGUGGAACAGGAGGGGAAGCUCCGAGGCGGGGAGGAGCAGCUGAAGGACUGCCGGAGCGAGCUGGCUGCCCUGCGGAACCGGGGGCCCCAGGUGGAAGUGCAGGAGGUCAUCAAGGAAGUCAUCAAGUACAAGAACGACCCAGAGACCGAGGCGGAGCUGCAGCAGCUCCGGGACGAGAUCGUGGACCGGACCAGGGCCAUUGAGCGGGCGGACCUGGAGAUCUACCAGCUGAAGCAGGAGAUCGAGACGCUAAAGGGCGCCCCGCCUCAGGUCCAGGUGAAGGAAGUAGUCCAGGAGGUGCUGCAGUUCCGGGAAGACCCACAGACGCGAGAAGAGGUGGAGUCGCUGAGGGCCCAGCUGGCCGAAGAGCAGCGGAAGCACAUGGACCUGGAGCGGGACCGGAGGCGGCAGGAGGAGAUCAUCCAGCAGAAGGAGGAAGAACUUUCCCGUGUGAAGGAGAAGGUGGUGCAGCAGGAGGUGGUGAAGCUGGAGCAGGACCCCGCCCUGAAGGCCGAGGUCGCCUCCUUCUCCCAGAGCAUCGAGAAGGAGCUGAACCAGAUCGACACGCUCCGCGGAGAGAUGCGCAAGCUGCAGCGGAGGAGGUCGGAGCUGGAGCGGCAGCUGGAGGAGAUGGAGAAGGAGCGGCAGGCCCGCCGAGAGGCUGAGCUGGAAGUGCAGCGGCUGAGGAUGCGGCUGAGCGAGCUGGAGGAGCAGGAGCGGGAGACGACGGAGCGGGUCACCGUGAAGCAGAAGGUGAUCCUCCAGCAAGACCCGCAGCAGGAAAAGGAGCACGCCCUACUCAAGCUGGAGCUGGAGGAGGAGAAGCACCGGCGGCAGGUGCUGCAGGCGGAGCUGGAGGCCCUGCGGAAGAAGCUGCAGGCCCUGGAGAAGAUGGAAGUCAAAGAGAAGGUGGUCGUCUCCGAGAGCGUCCAGGUGGACAAAGGGGACACCGAGUACGAGAUCCAGAAGCUGAAGAAUAACCUGGAGGAGGAGAACCGGCGGAAGAUGGAGCUUGACGCAGACAUCAACAGGUUGGAGGCCAAGUUGUCCGAAGUGGAGUUCAACAACUCCAAGUCUUCCAAAGAGUUGGACUUUUUGAGGGAAGAAAACCACAAGCUGCACUUGGAGAAGAAGAACCUCUUGCUGGAGACGAGGAGGCUGCAGUCGGAGAUCGAGCUCACCAUGACGGAAGCCCGAGAUCUGCGGAACAUGUCGCAGGUGGACAGCAACCUGAACCUGGACUCCCGCUUCCAGUCUUUAGAACGAGAAUUGGAAGAACUGAAGAGGCUGUCUCAAGAGAAGGACGGGGAGAUCGAGCAGCUCCAAAACCGCCUCCAGACCGUGGCCAUCAAGCGGGAGCAGCGGGAGAACCACCUGAGGCGUUCCAUCGUGGUCAUAGACCCAGACACCGGCAAAGAGAUGUCCCCCGAGGAAGCCCACAAGUUCGGCCUGAUCGAGUGGAGCCUGUACGUCAAGCUGAAGAACCAGGAGUGCGACUGGGAAGAGAUCACCGUCAAAGGGCCCAGCGGCGAGUCUUCCGUCAUCCUCGACAGGAAGUCGGGGAGGAAGUUCUCCAUCGAAGACGCCUUGAAGAGCGGAAGGCUGACCCCUGCUCAGUACGACGGUUACCUGAACAAGGAGAUGUCCAUCCAGGAGUUGGCCGUUUUGGUGUCUGGACAGAAAUAGCUUGCUUUCUUCUCCAAGAG
This is a messenger RNA of Euleptes europaea (tarantolino), 5306 nucleotides long. It is a transcript of the gene PPL, whose product is annotated as periplakin. Bases 16 to 5286 code for a protein of 1756 amino acids. Lineage: Eukaryota; Metazoa; Chordata; Lepidosauria; Squamata; Sphaerodactylidae. Gene Ontology annotation, molecular function: cadherin binding; structural molecule activity. The record is from RefSeq and is a predicted model, not a curated record. Gene Ontology annotation, cellular component: cytoplasm; membrane; intermediate filament. Gene Ontology annotation, biological process: intermediate filament cytoskeleton organization; wound healing. The transcript is spliced from 22 exons.